AUGAGCAACUCUCCCGAGCACCUUGAACGUGGCGUCGCUGGGGUGAGCAGCCUUGAGGCGGGUGUCAGGUCGGAUCUGCGCCACGACAGCAGGCCUUUGCUUAUGGCGAUGUCUUCGGCCAACGCGGUGACGUGGACGCCAGUGCAGACAGAGCCAGGCGUGGCAUCUGGAAUUCUUCUUGCCAACGCACCUAGUUCACCAGGUUCAACUGAUUCUCCGCUGCUUUGCCCUGUCCAAGCAGCCAAGAAGCACAUAGCUUCAGCCAGAUCGAAUGAGUGGCACUGGUCCAAUUACUCAUUCAUGACCAUGGGGAAUUGGGGCCUCCUUUUGCAACAAGAUGUCCACUUUCUGGACCUCAAGGGGUGCCUUCGUCUUCCAUCUAAGGUCAUAUUGGACGAGUUUAUGCCGCUGUAUUUCUUGCAUGUGCACCCUCGUCUCCCCUUCCUUGACGAAGGUAUCUUCUGGAGUAUGUAUUGCCUCGAUACAACUUCGGAUUCACCCCAACAGGGCAUUCCCUUGCUUUUGAUGCAGGCCAUGAUAUUCGCAACCAGCGCUUUUGCGAUGCAAGCCACUAUUCAGAGUUUAGGAUUUAAAGACAUUCGACGAGCUAGGUCAGCAUUCUACCAAAGAGCCAAGAUCCUUUUUGACUUCAACUUGGAGUCCUCGCCUAUGGUGCUAUCUCAAGCGGCCCUCCUCCUCUCGUUUUGGUAUCCAACAUCGAGAACAGGCCCUCAAAAGCCCAACAGCCUUUGGUUGAGCAUCGCAAUACACCACGCCCGAUGCCUUGGAGCGCACGAAGCCUGGGAGCAUCCAGACCUCCAAGUCCAAUCCGAAAGAUCACACUUACUAAGACGACUGUGGUGGUGCUGCGUCAUUCGUGACCGGGUUUUGUCACUGGGGUUGCGACGAAGACUUCAAAUCACCAAGGUGCCGCCAGUGCUGCUCCCUUCUGAUUUUGAGAAUGAAAUAAACCACUCAGAGGUCGCCAGACGGGAAAACAAGCGAAGGCUUGUAUGCAUCCUCUUGAGAGUAAUGGAAUUAUGCGGGCUUUUGACAGAUCUUUUAGAGCUCAUCUGCCUACCUGAUUGCUAUCGGUUGAACUACACUCAAAAGGAGGUAGCCAAACUGUCAGCCUGUCGUGACGCCUUGAAAAACUGGUUUAUGAUGACAAGCACCGCCAUUCCAAGCCCUCUGCUUGAUAACAGGUUUCGUGACCAGUCAGUGAUUGUACAUGGCAGCCUCAUGUACAUGUAUUACCAUUAUGCAAGGCUCGCAUUAUCGAAUUUCGAGGCACUCAUCCCGAUUUUACAAUCAAUGCCGCCUGGUGUUGACAAUUUUAUCACUCUACAUAGUUCCGAGCAUGGCCGGGAGGUUCAAGAAGCAAGCUUUGGCGUCAUGGAUUGUCUUGAAGAACUUACGCAACUAGGGCUUGUCCAAUAUCUCCCUCUCAGUGUAAUGGCUCUCAUCGCCUUUCCAUUACUUCUAAGUACACUGGACCUGCAGGUUCUAGCUACGGCCAACCUUCCCGCCAAAUUGGCAGUAAAAAAACACCGCUUUAAGGUCUUGGUGGAAGCAAUGAAAGAGAUUGAGCCGCGCCACGAUGGGGUAGAAUUGAUAAGUACUACCAUUCGACACCUCGUCAAUCUCGUCCAGAUGGACAUUUCUUUGAGCUCGAAUAGCCUGAUAACAGAAUUUACAGAUGUCUUGGCUUGUAAGCCUGACGUUUACCUACGUCUGGCACUUACGAUGGACUUGAGUCUAAGUCUCCUCAGGCUCCCAGAGGACAGGGACUUUCCUGUCGCCUUGAGGAGCAACUAUAUUCCCACGGCCAAUCUGAUGUUUUCCCCAAUACACCUGGAGUCGUAUCAGUCGACAGUGAGUUCAGAUGGUGUGGAAGUACUUCCGAGGGAAGCAGAUCAGACCCCAGAUGAGGUGUUUGGCCUCUCAUUGUGCACCAGACGAGAGGAGACCGAUACGUCCCAUCACCGUGCAAAUGACUCUGCGGUUUCUGCCAGCAUUUCUCAAUCAGGUGAUGAUCUGGCAUCACCGAGAUUUACAGACAACCUUUUCCUCGAGGCUUCUUUGCCAGCCCCUUGGGACGAUCAGGUGGCCUCCAGCCCAUCGGCUACAGGCAACAAUUAUUUUAGGGCACUCACAGACUCAACCUGUAGUGCAGCCCAUCAGCAUUGCACAGAUGAGGUCUCGAGUCAGUCUGACGCCUUGGAAAGCCUUUUGGAGUGGGAAGAUAUGUACAUUAAGAACUCGCCUGGACUUGUAGACACAAUGUAG
Molecule: messenger RNA, 2289 nt
Organism: Fusarium proliferatum ET1
Lineage: Eukaryota; Fungi; Ascomycota; Sordariomycetes; Hypocreales; Nectriaceae
Exons: 6
Coding region: 1-2289 (762 amino acids)
Biological process (GO): DNA-templated transcription
Molecular function (GO): zinc ion binding; DNA binding
Source: RefSeq, a predicted model, not a curated record